AUGCUCCUCACUCCGGACCACUUCUUACAGGCAUUUGAGGACAUUAGACGGACAUCGAUGACACAUUCCACGUGUAAGCUUGCCAUAUUUGUGGCCUGUUUGAACGUUGAUGCCAUAUGCUCUGCCAAGAUGUUCUCAGCUUUGCUAAAGAAGAACUUGAUAGUGUUCCAGAUGAUACCUGUGGUGGGAUAUAAUGACUUGAAAAGCAAGUUUUCUAAGUUGGAUGAGAGUAUAUCCAAUGUGAUCAUGCUUGGCUGCGGAUCCAUGGUUGAUAUGGAGAGUUUCUUGGACAUUGAUGUCAACUCUUAUUUAGAUAAGGAAUACUACGAGUCCAUGGUCACCCCGGAGAACUCCACUCAACUGGACCAGACAAAGCUUAAACUUACUCGAAAGAUAUAUAUUAUUGAUGGUCAUCGGCCGUGGAACUUGGAUAACUUGUUUGGGUCGCAGAUGAUCAACUGCUUUGAUGAUGGAACUGCCAAUGAAGAGUUGAAGCAGGAGAGACAGGCGUAUGACUACUUGAUAUCUAUAGAAAGUGACGAAGAAGGUGGAGAGGAGGGAGAAGAAGAUAAUGUGGAAGUGGGUAGUGUGGAAAUGGGCGGAGAGGAAGGCGAAGAAGAAGAUAACGUGGAAGUGGGUGGCGUGGAAGUGGGUGGUGCGGAAGCCGACAACGAAGACGAGGGAUCAGACAGUACUGAAUCUUUCCGAAAGCGUCGAUCUUCCUCGGACUUGCAGGAAAGUAUCCCAAAGAAGAAUAAAACCCUCAUUAGAGACAACGAGAGAAAGAUUGAGGAUUACUAUAACCAAGGUACUACGGUCACGACGUCCGCAUCUCUACAAAUGUACACCCUUCUAUCCACUAUCGGCGAGUCCAAUGUAGAAUAUCUUUGGCUUUCCAUUGUGGGAACAACAUCCCUGAACGCCAAUUUCAGUGGUGUCUACGAAGAAACGGUACCUUUACUAAAAGAGGAAGUUAGAAGAUUACAGUCCAACGACGAUGCUGUUCAGAAUACAGCCAAAAACAACGCCAUUGAUACAGAUAUGGGUAACAAGGCCGAUAAUAAGAGCCUCCAGAUAGAUACUGAGUACUCUCUUUUUCUCCUUCGUCAUUGGAACUUAUAUGAGUCGUUCUUUUACUCAAACUACGUCAACUCUAAACUCCAGUUAUACACCACUGAGGGUAAAAAGAAGUUGAAGACAAUGUUUGCCAGAAUGGGUAUUUCUUUUACAUCUGCCUGCAAGAACUGGCAUUAUUUAAACUUGGAUCUGAAGAAGCGUAUCAAUACAAUCUUUGCCAAGAACCUUCCGCCGCUAGGAUUAACUGACGUGAUACACGAUGGCUUUGUGCGAAACUUUGGAUUUAACGGUUCAAUAAGUGCAGGAGACUUUGUAGAAGCAGUCACGGCAUUGCUUGAGUUUGAUGGAGACCUUUCUUUAGAUAUAGCUAAAAAGGCUCGUGAAGAAGGAAAAAGAACAAACACUCCUCCGGGAGAGAUGGCUGAUUCUUUCUCUGAUGGAGAUGCCAAUUCCAAUAAUCCCCAUGAUAAAUUAAACAAGCUUAUUUCUCAAAGAGAGGAGCAGUUUAUCAGAAAUUUCUGGAAGGCUUACGAUGCUCUUUCUACAUUCGAACUAAUCACCAAAGGAAUAGUUAUCGCACAGCUUCAACAAAAAUUCAUAUUUGAAAAAGGAUUCGAAAUCAUUCAGAAAAGAAUGAUUAAAAACCUUCGAAUAUUUCGGUUGGUGGUGUUGAAAGACAGCUUCACCUCCAACAAUACCAUUACGGACAUAAGUAUGAACAAUUUCGCUCCUUCACGACAUUCUGCAUUGGUAGGAUCAACUGGUAGUGCAUCUUCUUCUGCUCUUAAUGAAAAAGAUACAAUAGAUUUUCAAACUUUAGGGUCGAGUCAGAAGCUCUUUCAAAAUCCCUUAAUUUUGACCAAGUUAGGAAAUUGGAUCCUUGAAGCUUGCUCUGAGAUGGAUGGAUCUCCUUUACCUUUGGUUAUAGCAUCUUUGGAUAAAGAUACGGGUACUUAUUUGGUAUGUGGAUUACCUCCAAAAUACCCUAAUAUGAAAGGAUUUGAUGAAAAGAUAGAUAGAAAACAGAGAGAGGAUAAAACUACCGUAUUAAACACAUUUUCAUUGGCAUUCCAAGAGAUUGCCAACAGUACGGGAGCUAAGGCCAGAAUUGACAGCUUUGAAAGCUCGAUCAUCGAGAUCAGAAAAGAAGACUUGCCUCUGUUUCUAGAACGACUCACCUUGAGUGGUCUAGUGUAG
This is a messenger RNA of Brettanomyces nanus, 2274 nucleotides long. RefSeq lists its product as uncharacterized. The record is from RefSeq and is a predicted model, not a curated record. Gene Ontology annotation, cellular component: DNA replication preinitiation complex. Bases 1 to 2274 code for a protein of 757 amino acids. Gene Ontology annotation, biological process: DNA replication initiation; double-strand break repair via break-induced replication; mitotic DNA replication preinitiation complex assembly. Gene Ontology annotation, molecular function: single-stranded DNA binding; chromatin binding; DNA replication origin binding. Lineage: Eukaryota; Fungi; Ascomycota; Pichiomycetes; Pichiales; Pichiaceae. The transcript has a single exon.